Racocetra persica is the source of this 1289-nucleotide messenger RNA. The record is from the annotation of a GenBank genome assembly. Lineage: Eukaryota; Fungi; Glomeromycota; Glomeromycetes; Diversisporales; Gigasporaceae.
AUGCCAGCUCCGCCCACUGAGGCCAGCAGAAAUCUCUCCCAAGCAGAAAUUCCCUACGAGAAGAUGGAUUUUCGGCACUUUCGUAAUCGUAGUAAUCGAACAGUUCUUUUUGCUUGUAAAAUCACUCCUAAUUUAGACCAAACUAUUCGCCGCCUAUCUCUCCAAGAAAACCGCAUGAUUGUAGAAAUAUUUGAGGAAGCACUUGAUUUUUAUUUAAAAAAUAAAGGAAUAAAUAUGAACACAGAAACCAAUAACAAAAAAUCAAAACAAUUAGAAAAACUAAUUAGUGAACGAGACAAAACAGAUGGUGAAAAGAAAACCAAAGAUGCCAAUGCGACUAAUCAUUUUACCCCCAGUAGUGGUCAACUGGAUAAUCUUUACAAAAUCAAAGUUAACAACUCCGAAGUAGAAACCACCGAAGAACAAAUAAUCAGCACUAUUGCUUAUAUAGUCCAGGCUCUUAAAAAUGUAGAUGCCGCAGAUUUCACCGCUAAGUAUAACGCUAAGCAAAGCGAUAGCAGUAAGCAAACUAAGGUCAAAGACUAUUUAACCCGCCUCCAACAGCAAGAAAUAAUUGUUGGUAGUGAUAAAGAUAAAUUCUUCGAGUUCAUAGAAUUAGUUCACCAGCAACCUUUUUUAAAAGAUUUAGAUGCUGACAAACAAAAACAGCAAUUAAAAGAUUAUGGCAUUAAUAUUGACCCUGCUAAAACCACUCUUUAUAAAACCGAUUCAGAAAAGCAAACCCUAGCAGUCGGAACAGGAAUUGGCGAUAACGGAAUGGUGACAGACGGAACUUACACUCUCCCGGAAAGUUUAGACAGCAUCCAAGUAGUAAAAGACCAACUAGAAAUGGAAAAACUGGGAGCCGCAGUUAAAUUAAUCGAACUUAAAAAGACUAUUGAAGAUAAAACCCAAGAAAGAAAUACUAAACAGGGGGAAAUUACUGCUAAAGAAACUGCUAUUGACGCUUUAAUUAAAGAGAUAAUUGCUAAAAAACGCGAAACAUUAGCUUCUUAUAACCUAAAAAUUCGCUACUUAGAAAAUGAUGGCGAUGCUACCGCUAAUAGUUCAGUAACUGAGGAAAAUACAGCUUUAACUGAAAUUGAAAGCAUAAGAAACAAACUUCUGGUUGGUAAUCUUGAUUACUUUUUAGUGGAUACUUUCCUCUUUUUGGCUCUUGCUGGUGAUAGUAAAUUGGAUAUCCAACAAGCCAUCUCCCGGGUGAAGGCAGGCAAAUAUACCGAGGAUGAUAAAGAACAUGACACUUCUAUUUAUGGGGGAUUAGCCCG